AAAAGUUUAACGAUAAGAUAUUCGUCACAUUUUAACACUUAAAUUUGAACAUUGGAUUACAAUUAGUUCUCAAAUAUUGCGGCGCUGUAGUUGUCAAAAACAAGUUUUGUUUUUUAUACUUUCUGAUUAUACAUUUGUAAUUUUUACAAAUUAACAGAUUAUACUGACUCUACCAACUUAAAAAAUUAUUAAUGAUGAUUUAUGUCAUCAAUAAAUUCUUAAUAUUUAUAAACAUUUAAACAUGUAUCUAUUAUUAAUUUUUUGAUAUUAUUAGAACUUUACAAAUAUAUAUAAUUAUUAUUAAUUUGAGAAUUGUAAAGUUUUAUCUUUUGUAUUGCACUUGUAUAAUUCAAAUAUGUUGACUCAAAAGUAUCUUUAUUUUAAUACGAGAAUACAUCAAAUAUUAUAUAAACAAUUAAAAAAUUUCUAUUUUCAUAAAUACAAUUAUUCUAAAGCAAAUGAUGUAAAUGUAGAAGAUGGCGAAAGAAUGACAGAUUUUGGUUUUAAAAAAGUCAAAGAAAGUGAGAAAGCUAAAGAAGUUCAUACAGUGUUUGAAAAUAUUGCAAACAAUUAUGACAAGAUGAACGAUAUAAUGAGUUUAGGUAUUCAUCGGCUUUGGAAAGAUAUAUUCAUUCAAGAAUUAGCACCUACUCAUGGAACUCGUCUCUUAGAUUGUGCGGGUGGUACAGGAGACAUAUCCUUUAGAUAUAUAAAUUUUUUAAAAAAUACUAAAAAUAUUAAUAAUGUAGAAAGCUAUGUAACAGUAAGUGACAUAAAUGAACAUAUGUUAGAUGUUGGUAAAAUAAGAGCAGAAAAAUUAGGAUAUACAGUAGAAAAUAACUUUAACAUUGAAUGGAAGAAAGAAGAUGCUGAAAAUCUUAGCUUUCCUGAUGAAUCAUUUACAGUAUAUACAAUAGCAUUUGGUAUAAGAAAUGUUACUCACAUUGAUAAGGUGCUAUCAGAAGCAUACAGAGUACUCAAACCUGGAGGUAGAUUUCUAUGUUUAGAAUUUACUCAUCUUGAAAAUGAUUUUUUACAAUGGCUUUAUGAACGAUACUCUUUUCAAGUAAUACCAGUGAUAGGUACAUUAGUCACUGGAAAAUGGGAGCCUUAUCAAUAUCUUGCAGAAAGUAUAAAAAAGUUUCCAAAGCAAGAAGAAUUUAAACACAUGAUAGAUAUGAGUGGUUUCAGAAAUACUAGUUAUAAAAAUUUAUCUUGUGGCAUAGUAGCUAUACAUUCAGGAUUUAAAAUCUAAAGAUAAUAAUAUUGUUAUAAAAGUAGGAAUGUAAAUAAAUGUAAAAGAGAAAUCUA
This is a messenger RNA of Vespa mandarinia (Asian giant hornet), 1311 nucleotides long. It is a transcript of the gene Coq5, whose product is annotated as ubiquinone biosynthesis protein COQ3, mitochondrial. Lineage: Eukaryota; Metazoa; Arthropoda; Insecta; Hymenoptera; Vespidae. The record is from RefSeq and is a predicted model, not a curated record. Gene Ontology annotation, biological process: ubiquinone biosynthetic process. Gene Ontology annotation, molecular function: 2-methoxy-6-polyprenyl-1,4-benzoquinol methyltransferase activity.